AUGAUGAUGAUGAUGAUGAUGAUGGAGGAGGAGGACGAGGAAGGGGAGGAGGAGGAGGAGGAGGAGGGGUGGCCGCGGCGCACCGAGGUUGAGCGGGAGGGCGAGGGCGCGGAGCAGGGGCGCAGCGACAGAGCGGGCGGGGAGGAGGAUCAAGUGGGUUCGGAGGCGGAGGGCGGCGCAGGCCCUGCCAGCCAGGCGGCGGCCUCGCCUGGCGGCGCCCAAGUCGAAUACUGCGGCGCGCCGCGCAUGCCUGCCAUGCGCCGCCGCAAGCUGAUCCAGCAGCCGGACGCCACCGUCGAGCAGCUGAAGCGGCAGCUUCUCGUCGGGGUCGGCCACCAGCUCACGCAGCGGUGCGGCCGGCGGGCGACGAUCGCGCACCCGCUGACGAGGGGCGGCGAGCCGCGGACCUUUGUCGAGACCGGCACCUACUCUGUUGCCCUCGAGGUCGCCUCUGGGCUACUGCCCGGCAUGCAGCUCGUGCCGCGCGGCCUGGAGCUGCGGGUGCGUGCGCGCCUCGUCGCGCACGACGCCGCGGCGCGUGCGGCGCUGGGCGGCGCCGACUCCCUGCUGGGUGACCUUGUCAUCAAGGGGUCGAAACACGACAAGCCCAACCCCUACAACUUCUACAGCUUUGACGGCGGCAUCACCAGGGCCGCCCGCAACAGCCUACUGCACGCCGGCUGCCUCCAGGCGGCGGCGUUCUGGCAGCUUGAGGCGGUGGGGACCGGCGAGGAGCCCGUGCUGCAAGUGCUCAUCACGGGGCCGCAGCAGGCGCCGGCAGCAGCAGCAGGCAGCGGCGCCCGCACGCCUGCGCCCGCGCCGGUGCGGCCGGGCGGGGAUGAUACUCUUGGGACCACGCCCACGCCGGCUUGGGCGAUGCCAGAUGAGCCGGCCGGGACCGCGGCGAAGCGGUCGUCUGCGAGCGCGAGCGCCCAGCGCGGCGGCAACAAGCGCGGCCGGGGGCUGGGGGGCGGCUUCGGCAGCGGCGGCGAGGCGGGAGGAGGCGCGUGGGCGAUUGGGAGUGAUGAUGAUGGUAGCAGCGCGGACGACGAAAGCGACGAUUACCGCCGCGGCGGCAGCAAAAGGCGGAACCAGGGCGGACCGGCGCGCGGCCAGGCAAACGGCGGCGCGGCGCGCCAGCAGCAGGACAAGCGGGCCGCGGGCGAGGAGCUGGAGCAGCAGUUGCGGCGCGCGCUGACUGGGCGGCCGAUGGCGCCGCAGCCGCUGUCGCCGGACGGCGCGCCGCGGGGCAUCACUGCGCAGGGCAAGUACUCUCUGGCGUCCAGCGUCGCAGCUCGCCUGCUCCCGACCCUGCAUCUGCCGCUGCCGUGGGUGGAAGCUGGGAGGACGCCACAGAUCCACGCCGCCGCCAGCCUGGUCGCCGCAGACGCCGCCGCGCGCUCCGCGCUCGGCUGCAGCAGCGUGGCUGGCCGCUGCGUGGUCGAGGGCGCCGUCGGCGGCUCCCACGAGCGGCGCCACUACACGCAGCACGUCAAGUUCACGGGCGCGCUGCUGCAGCGCCUGGCCGGGCUGGGGGCCGUGGGCUGCCGGCUGGAGGCCGCGGCGUGGCGGUUGGGCCCAGGAGACGAGCUGAUGCUGGAGGUGACCGUGAUUGGCCCCGCUGCGCAGCAGGACCCUGGCAGCGCAGGGGUAGCCAGUGCCGGCCCUCGCACCCCGAGCGCGGCGCCCGCGCCUGGGCGCGGGUCCGAGAAGGCGACGAGGCGCCCGCGCGGCAGCGAGGGCGCAGGACCUGCGGCGCCAGCCGGCGGCGCCGACGGUGGCGGGGCGCGCGGGGGACGCGACCAGGCAGCUGGGGCGGCGGCGGCGGCAGCGGCGGCGGGGUCGCCGGCGGCGGAGGGUGGCGCGGUCCGUGGGGGCGGGGGCGGCGGCGGGCCUGCUGGCGGCGCUGACUUUUCACCUGCCAGGGACGCCCCUAAAGUCUCUACGAUGGCCGAGAUGUGCUUUGCGGCAGUUGAGCUGGCGGGGAAGGUGCUGCCCGAUGACGAAGGGCUGGCGAACGGCCUGAUGGCCGCGUUUGAGCUGGCCAAUGACGCCGUGUUGGACGGGAAGAUCCAGGACGCGUCAGUGCUGAAGUGGUGGCCGCCCAUCAGGAUGACAAGGACUGCGGACGGCGCGGCAAAGGCCCUGAGGACGCUGCAGGCGAAGCUGGAGGAGCUGGCGCAGUCGGCGCUGCAGCGCUAG
This is a messenger RNA of Monoraphidium neglectum, 2202 nucleotides long. RefSeq lists its product as hypothetical. The record is from RefSeq and is a predicted model, not a curated record. The transcript has 5 exons. Bases 1 to 2202 code for a protein of 733 amino acids. NCBI's taxonomy places the organism in Eukaryota, Viridiplantae, Chlorophyta, Chlorophyceae, Sphaeropleales, Selenastraceae.